UUCAUCGUAAUCAUCUCUAACUUUCACUCAUCUUGAUAGAUUUCUUUUGAUACUCAUGGAUCCACCAUUCAACGAAAUAUACAAAAACCUUUUGUUUAAGCAGAUCACAAACACAGAAAACAAUGUUCCCCAAAUACCCUUUAGCUUUUCUGUCACGGCUGUCGUGGAAGAGGUGGAGCUUCCAGUGAUUGACGUCAGCCGUCUGAUCGGUGGAGCCGGGAAGGAGAGGGAGAAAUGUAAGGAAGAGAUUGCUAGAGCCUCGAGGGAGUGGGGAUUUUUCCAAGUUAUAAACCAUGGAAUAUCAAUGGAUGUGUUGGAGAAGAUGAGACAAGAGCAAAUUAGGGUAUUUAGGGAACCCUUUGACAAGAAAAGUAAGUCGGAGAGGUUCUCCGCGGGGAGUUACCGGUGGGGAACUCCGUCAGCCACUUGUCUCCGGCAGCUUUCUUGGUCGGAAGCAUUUCAUGUUCCCAUGACAGAUAUUUCGGACGACAAGGAUUUCACUACCCUCAGCUCAACAAUGGAGAAAUUUGCUUCAGAAUCAGAGGCUCUAGCAUACACUUUGGCAGAGAUUCUUGCAGAAAAAUCAGGAAGAAAAUCAAAUUUCUUCCAAAGAAAAAUGUGUAAGAAACACAUGUUAUCUAGGAUGAACCGUUAUCCACCUUGUCCAAAACCAUCAGAGGUGUAC
This is a messenger RNA of Raphanus sativus (radish), 685 nucleotides long. Its product is annotated as gibberellin 2-beta-dioxygenase 8-like. The annotation marks the transcript as partial. The transcript is spliced from 2 exons. The record is from RefSeq and is a predicted model, not a curated record. Lineage: Eukaryota; Viridiplantae; Streptophyta; Magnoliopsida; Brassicales; Brassicaceae.